Molecule: messenger RNA, 348 nt
Organism: Strongylus vulgaris
Lineage: Eukaryota; Metazoa; Nematoda; Chromadorea; Rhabditida; Strongylidae
Source: the annotation of a GenBank genome assembly
AUGGUCACGACGCAUCUACAUCUGGAACGUCAGAUGAAGAAACUGAAGCGGCGUCUGAGCGCUGCGUUCCGUGGCGGUGGAUCGCAACAGAACGUUGAGCUUUGUGGAGCGAAUGGUUUGACGAAUGGAGUGCACCACAUUUCUCCGUCAUAUGGGCUUUUCGCAGCAGCCACGCCGAAUCGAGCGUGGAGCUUGUCGGAUUCGAUGAAUCACCUGGCAGAUAGUAGGGUUACGAUUAAGCUCACCGAGCACUGGAGAAAUGAGAAGAAUUUGAAUGACAUAGAAUCUGGGUUUAUUAUGGACGAUAGAUACUCCAAAAACGAAGAAUCAUUGACUGAGAAAAUAUAA